This is a messenger RNA of Malassezia japonica, 2616 nucleotides long. RefSeq lists its product as uncharacterized. The coding region runs from base 1 to 2616 and encodes 871 amino acids. The record is from RefSeq and is a predicted model, not a curated record. The transcript is spliced from 3 exons. Lineage: Eukaryota; Fungi; Basidiomycota; Malasseziomycetes; Malasseziales; Malasseziaceae. Gene Ontology annotation, biological process: DNA damage checkpoint signaling.
AUGGACGGCGAGGGGGACGAGAGCUUUGACGAUGACUGGUGGGACUCGCUGGCGAUCGAUCCAGUGACAGAUACGCAGCUCCAGGAACUGGAGCUGCAGGCACAGGCAUCCGGGAGCGUCACGACCCCGGCCCCGAGCUCAGAAGGCUCGCUGCAGACCCAGCUCCAGGAACUUCGCGCGCUGCAUGCCGAGCAACAAAAGCUCAUUGAUACCCUUACACGACAAACACAGCAGCAAAAAGGAGAGAUCUCGGUAGUGCGUGCGAACUGGAGCCGCGUUCAGGAGCAAAACUCGGGACUGCAGCACCAAAAUGCAGAGCUCGAGGCAGAGUACCGCCAGCGCCUCGAGCGCAUCCAGCAAGAGAACCGGCGGCAGAUGGAGAAGCUCGAGACGGCCGCUGCGUUUCGGCGCAUUGAGCAGGAUACAAGUCGCACGGCAUGGCCGUCGACGCUGCGGCGACGGCCGCCCGUAAUGCUCCACGAGCCGAACUCGUCCAAGCGCACGCCGGGACAGGGCAUACUCACGACACCAACACGCACGCGCAUUGUGCAUCAUACCCACUCGCCGACAUCGUCGCAAACUCCCGUCUCGCCCCUUUCUCUCACACGCCGGAAACGGUCGCUGCCUGCAGACGACGAGCCGGUGAGCCCAUCGCGCACACGCAGCGCCAAGGUGCAGCAGACCCAAGGGAAAAAGGCCGAGUUUCCGCGGUUUGUCAACUCGUUUCUUCCCCCGCCGCCGACGGGGCUCACGACGCCGGCGACACGGACGCAAGUCAAGUCGCCGCCUUCGAGUCAGCUCGCUGCGACACGAAGCAGCUCGCCCGCGACCCCGUCGCCGGAGCUGCGUGCAGUCGAGGUCGAGACGAGCUUGCCGGUACCCGACGCCACGACCUAUGUGCUGACUGUUCUGUUCUGCUACCGGACGCGGUGGGCGACGCAUGUCAUGUGCCAGCCGUACAUUCCGCUGCCGCCGCCUGCCACGCUGCCUGGCACGGCCUACUUUCCGCUGGGCCCAGGGCUCCACCCGUGGAGUAGUGCGCUGGAUCCGGAUGCGCCGGUCGGCCGUGCAGGCCCCGGCCCGCCGCCGAUGCUAUUGCACCUGCUCUCGAUGCAGCUGCCCAGCUGCGUGCCUGACGUGCUCCGCCGGCGAUUUUCCCACGCGGCCGACACGCUCUGGACGUGCGUCACAAAAGGAAGCUCGUACAGCGUCUUUCUGGCAGAGUGUGGGCACGUCGUCGACGAAGUGCUGCGCAAGGCCCAAGGCGAACAUGCGACGCGCGACGCGAUGGAUGCGGCCAUUGAGCGCGUCUGGGAAACGCAGGCAGCCUCGCUCUAUGGCACGGUCGCUGCAGCGCUGCGCGUACUCACCGGCCUCUUUUUGCGUUUGAACUGGACCCAUCAUGUCGCUGCGAUGCUCAACUGGAUGACUUCGCUCGGCGUCGCGCACCCCGGCUUUGUUUUUUUCUUCCUGAAAAAGAUGCAGUACCUGGACUGGAGUGCGCCCGACGAGGAAAAGAAGGAAAAUGGAAUGGUACCAAGCAGCCAGGACGAUCUCGACAUGCUGCCCUCGUCGCAGGAUACCGAGGUCCCGAGUGCGCCAGACGUCCAUCUGGGCACGCCCACGAGCCUCGUCAAGAUGCUCAUCGAGUCGAUUCGCAAGAGCCACAUCGUGCCGCUCUCGGUCGCGUCGCCCGCGUCGCAGGUCGAGACAGAAGGACAGAGUGUGCCGGUGUGGGACAUGGGCGAGUCGGCACGCACCGCGCUCCUUGUAUCCGUGCUGCGCUGCGCCAAGGUGCUUGCAUGGAACGUCGGCGGGACCGGCGUGCACGAGCUCCAGCCGCUCUUUCAGGAGCCAGGCGUGCUGCUUACGCUCCUCGACGGCCCUGCGUGCGUGCCCCAGAUCCUCCUGCAUGCCGUCGAGCUGCUCACGCUGCUGGUGCCCGAUCCCUUGACGCUGCACAUUGCACUUGCGAGUCCGUACGACAAAGCACUGCAGCCCCGUGCGCCUGCGCGCCUCCUCCAAGUGCGCUUCCCUGUGGUGGAUAUCCUGGCCAAGCACCUAGUCGAUCGGCGGGGCGACACGUCGGCCGUGCACAUACACCGCUUCCACCGCGCCGUGCUCCUAUUCAUGUCGGCCGCGGCGCGGCAUGGCGACACGGCGGUCAUCUUUAGCGAGUCGGUGCCUCUUCUCCCCGCGCUGAUCCAGUGUCUCAGCUGGGACACGGAAGAGGUGUGGAGCGGCCCCGCUGGACAAGAGCGUACCGAGCGAGCGCUGGAGCGCGUAUGCCUCAGCACGCGUCUCUUGCACCAGCUCUACACGCCCGAGACGAGCGCAGGCCGCAGCCUCGCAGAAAAGCUCCUGUCGACGCAGGCCCAAGCAAUCCUCAACGGCAUCCGCCACGCGUUCAUCGUCGCAAUGGGCCGGACGGCGUUUGCGCGCGAGCCGAGCUGGCUCAGCGUGCAUGCGCCCGGCGGCGACUCGCAAGAGCGCAGCCGCAUGCGCUCGCAGCUCGAGAAUGCCGCCGUGCUCGCAGGCGACCUCAUCGACCUGGUUCUUUCCCCCAGCGAAACGGAUGAGAUCUACGAACUCCUCGCCGAGGAUCAUAUGGCAUAG